GCAGCCAUGGCGCCCUGUGGGUUACUUAAUUAGCUUUUAUCGACGUAAAAUGUUGAUUUUCUGCGGAGUCAAUGAGUGGACUCUGGAGUUUAACAUGCACUCUGUCUGUGAUGGUUCUAAAAUCCACCGUUUUGGCUGUUUCUGACUUCAAUAAUUCUGUUAAUUGGCUUUUUAUUAAAUGAUCAUUGCGCGCAUGACGUCACAGCCCCGCGCGCUGCACCUUGCGCUUCUCCGCUCCGCGUCCUCACUCUGUUGGACAGUCCCGAUCCAACUGCGCAGACUGUCCCUCCACCUGCUUCACGGGAUGUAUUUUUCAGGUUUUGGAACACUGACUCGCUCUCCUCCUGACGUGUAUUUUUGCUCCAAAAUAUUAAACUUCCUUUAAUUUUUUUUAUUUUCAUUUUUGAAGUUUCACUCCUCAGAGAGCUCCAGACACUGUCGGAUUACGCAGACGGAAUACAGAGCAGUGGGGACAGUCAGCCUGAAGGCGCGCUGCCUCAUGUCCCCAUCCGCUUUGUCCAUCAUCCAAAAAGUGCGGCGCGCUUUGAGCUGCCGGAGGACGCGUGGAUUUGUCAGUGCCAGCUCCGCAGAAUGCAUCUCCACCUGAUCCCUCAAACAUGCAACACGAGGAAGAGUGGACCAGUCUGACAAGUUUGCUUUAACUGGGAAAACACCUGUUCAUUUGUGGGCGCGAUGAUUUUAACUUUUGUGAUCGUUUUGUCCUUCACGGAUUCGGUUUUCACCUUGAAGGACGACCACCACUCAGCUCGGCUGGACUGCGUAAAGGCCAGCAAACAAUGCCUGAAGGAGAACUCGUGCAGCACCAAGUACCGGACGAUGAGGCAGUGCGUAAAGGGGAGGGAGAGCAACUUCAGCGCGGUCACCGGCCCCGAGGCGCAGGGCGAGUGCCUGAGCGCCAUAGACGCCAUGAAGCAGAGCCCCCUUUACAACUGCAGGUGCAGGAGAGGCAUGAAGAAGGAGAAGAACUGCCUCAGGAUCUUUUGGAGCUUGUUUCAGAGCUUGCAUGGUCAAGACUGUUGGACUUUACCAGCAACUGUCAGCCUGAGGUUCAUUCCAUAUCCGGCUGCCUGACGGAGAACUACGCCGACUGCCUGCUAGCGUACUCGCGCCUCAUUGGGACAGUGAUGACACCCAAUUACGUGCAGUCGGCCGGCAUCAGCCUGUCGCCGUGGUGCGACUGCAGCAGCAGUGGAAACAGCAAGCAAGACUGUGAGAAAUUUGCUCAGUUUUUCACCAACAAUCGCUGCCUGCGUAGCGCCAUCCAGGCGUUUGGGAACGGUACCAACGUCAGCGUGUGGCAACCCCGACCCUCCAUGAAGCCGACUGUGGAGUCGGGCAUGACUCGGAGGACUAAAGCGCGAUCGAAGAACGUCCUGGACACGCUGACAAAUGUGGCCAAACUGGAUCUGACGGAAGAGUCGUACGGCAUCUGCGAAACCUUACAGGCCCAAAAACUGGUGUCAAAUCAAACAGUGGACACCACUCUUUGUCUGAACCAUCACCUGGGGGAGUCUGGGACGUUGAAUGCCAUUUCUAGAAGCUCCCCAGCAGAACUCUUCUGCUCACAGGCGGCCGCCCUGCUCCUCACUCUGGCCUUCACUCUCGCUCUAACAGAAUCACAACUCAAAGGUUUCCCGCUCUUGUAGGGAAAGGACUGAAGAAGUAAUUCCCAUUUCAUCUCAACGACUCCCCAAAGUGCAGCAACAUUUUUUUGUUGUUGUUGUUGUUUUCGUCAUCAUAGCAGUGAAAUCAGAAGCCUUUUUUUUUUUUUGAAUGUUUGUUGCAGAAAAAGAGACUUGAUGAAUCUGUCGCUCAGACAUCAGUUCAUUGACUCUCUGUGGCCUCCUGGGAGCAAUUUGACUUCCAAAAACUGUUUGGGCGCUCUCGAUAAAACUUCCCUCUGAUGUGAACCAUCUCAUCUCUUUUUUGCAGCGAGUGUCACGCCGGCGUUCCGAAUAGUGUCUUGAGUGUCGACUUAAUUGCUUGUUUGGAUCUGUUGUGGUAACAUGCCUGCUUACGUUGAGUAAAAAGCACACAGCGAAGGACGCGUUGACAAGAAAACACAUUUGACACAAACUUACCUUGGAGUCCAAUUUAUGUCCACAGAGGACGAAGAAAAUGUCCUUUACAUGUCUGGUCUUAGCAAUAGAUCUGUUUUGUAGGGUUUGUUGUCAUGGUGAUGUGUGGCUUUAUCACAUCACCUCUUAAAAGGACAUUUUGUACACUUCUUACAUGAGUGCUCUCUGUCUGUAUAAGGCUGCUGUUAGAUUGUGAUCAUUGUCUGUAAUAUUCUGUGCAGGUUGGGCCUCAGCUUUACCCAAACAUGUUGUAAACUUACCAAGAUGUGACUGUUCUCUCGUCAUGGCAUCACAAAUACAAGUCUGUUGUGUCGACUGGAAGUCACACAACGAUAUCCUGAACAUCUUCUGUUAAAUAUCUGCAACAUAAAGUGUCUUUUAUUGCUAAAAAA
Molecule: messenger RNA, 2491 nt
Organism: Oryzias melastigma (Indian medaka)
Lineage: Eukaryota; Metazoa; Chordata; Actinopteri; Beloniformes; Adrianichthyidae
Gene: gfra1b
Product: gdnf family receptor alpha 1b
Biological process (GO): nervous system development
Cellular component (GO): external side of plasma membrane; signaling receptor complex
Molecular function (GO): signaling receptor activity
Source: RefSeq, a predicted model, not a curated record